Messenger RNA from Acyrthosiphon pisum (pea aphid), 5423 nucleotides. RefSeq names its product NUMB endocytic adaptor protein (gene numb). Lineage: Eukaryota; Metazoa; Arthropoda; Insecta; Hemiptera; Aphididae. The record is from RefSeq and is a predicted model, not a curated record. The coding region runs from base 2138 to 3994 and encodes 618 amino acids. The transcript is spliced from 10 exons. Gene Ontology annotation, cellular component: cytoplasm.
GAUUCCUUAUAAGUAAUUUGCCUAAAAAAUAUGUCUAAGAAAGUCAAAUUAAAUUUUUAAUGUUUGAAGUUCAUAGGAAGUGUCAUUACUGGGUGGCUUCUUCCAACAACUCAUUCAUAUCACUGCAAUUUAGCCUAUAUUCUUAUUGUGCCUCACUGUACAGAUUGUAUAUUUCUUAUAAAAAAAAAAAAAUAAAAAAUGUUUGAAGUUCAAAUUUUUACAACAUUGGAUUUUUCAAAUUAACUCAAUUUCUCAUGUAGGUAGUGUUUAACCUAACACGAUCGUACUAAGAAUUGAUGAAUAAAAAAAAGCCAAACAUUCGUAUGUAUAGAUAAAGAAGAAAUUUAAAAAUAGCAAAAAUAAGAAAAAAAAUUGGUCCACCGUAACCGUCGUUCGAUCUUGAGACAUUCUGUACUAAAAUUCAUAGAAGUGCCUCUGUGUCAACAGGCUUAUCGUAUUAACAAUAAUAAUAAUUAUGAAAACCAAUAGAAACCAUUUAUAAACAAGAAGUUCUAUCGUAAAUCUCAACAUUUGAGCACCUCCCCGGGUUGAAUCUGAAUCAUCCCAGGAGCCAAUUAAACACACACAAAAAAUGUCAUAAAAAUCGGUCAAGCCGUUUAGGAAUGCAUAACAGACAGAUAGACAAACAUUAAUUAGGUAAUGUAUUAUAUGUUUAUGUUUAACUAUAAUUAAUUACCGAGCACAAGUAAAAUUUUUUUAGUGGUUUUGUGAUAAUUUAAAAGCAUCAUAAGAGUAUCCAGUAUAAACCUGAGAUACAGCCUAAAUUUCAAACUCUAUUUGCGUCUGUGGUUUCGAACAAACAUUUAUUGAGAGAGCUAUAUUUUAUUGGAAAAUACCAAUGAUAGGUACAUAUAUUAUUAUAGUAACGGUUGAGGAUGAACGAUGUGGAAACGAUAUUGUUAUAAAUUAUAAUUUAUAAUAACACAAUAUAUAAUAACAUGUACCUAAUUAAUACUCAUAUAAUAUAUGAUAAGUGUUUAAUAUAGCCAUAGGCCAUAGCCCUUAAGCCAUUACCUAUUACCUAUUAGUUAUUACUUAUAGUAUCAAAUACUAAUAGUAUAAUAUUAUGUGCGACCAAGCGACUUGCAUUUGUGUAUAGGUCUCCAAACUCGUUUCUACACUCGUACACACACUUUAGUCGUUUCCCAUAAGUGCCUGUCUUAAAAUCGUCGCUCGAAACUUGGGAGAACGCCAACACCACGUCGUCGUCUCGCCCGAACAGCAAAUUAAUAUUGGUCAAAAAUUCGGUUGUAAGUCACCCCUCUUUUAGUGGAAGUACAGAAAUACGUUGAAAUCGCCGUCGUCCCCGCCGCCGUUAUUUGUCGGUUACAUCCGUCGCGGGUGUAAAAACGGUCGGACCAUAAAUGUGGUCGUCGUCGUGCAUGCGGUGCCGUGGAGGAGGUUAGAGUGCGCGGCUACCACGGUCACACGGUGGUUGUCUCGGAUGGGUUUUGGUGGGGACGCGCUUAAGGAGUGUCUACUUGUACCGUGGUACUCACGGUGACGGACCUCGAAAGAGCAUGCGCGCAACGACGUGAUGUGUGUGAACGCUGCCUGUCCGGUUCCCACCGCGUGCGCGUGGAAACCGGUUACUCACCACCACCGCCACCGCGCCAUUGGGGUGCCUGGCCUGGCGGUGCGUGUGGGGAGGGGGUCCUCCGGGAAUGUACGUUACGAAAUUUUCUACAGCGACGCCAGUCGCACGGGUCCGUUUGCAACCGUCGUUUGUCAGUCGAAUUCGCCGUCGCCGUCGUCGUUGGCGCGCGUCCUCGUAUCACUCCGCCGUGUUUCUUUCCCGUACCCCUCCCACCGUCAAAACCAACGUCUCUGAUAAUAAAAAAUACCUCGAUUUCACGGCAAAACUCUGUGAUUUCGCGAUAGUCUUGCGCGUCCGUCGUCGGUUAACGAAAAUUGUUAUCAAGAGAACAUAGUAUAUUCUGUUAUUAUUAUAUUUCAUUCCCGCCGAUGGAUUAUACAGUUCGGUUCGCGUUUCUUUUAUUCGCAAAUGUCUUCUGACGUGUUCAAAUCGUGAUUCGUUUUGGUCGUUGGUGCCGUCGGCCGUGGUGCGUCGUACCGUGCCGUGUGUGAGAGUGUGUGUGUGUUGUUUUGACGUGUGAUGCCGUUGUCGUUCAAAAAAAUCUUUUCGCGAAAACUGCUGUUCAGCCCGAAAGUCAUGGGUAACGCGGCGUCGCAUCACGAACCGUUGGACCGGGUCGGCAGCCACGCGGGCUCGACGUUUCGGCGUUCGUCCAGUGUUCGGCACAGCAAAUCCUCCAAGAGUGGUCGGUCGCCGUCUAAAAUGGACCGAUUACGGAGGAGUUUUCGAGACAGUUUCAGACGCCGUAAAGAUCUGGGAAAUACCGCCGGAUCACCAGGCCACCAUUCUAAUCCUAAGCCUCAUUUGUGGGCCAUGGACGAGGCUGAAGUCCGGGCUGGGAUAUGUUCCUUCCAUGUUAAGGGGAAAAUAAUGUGUUCUGAAGAUGUGUGUGGAAUGAACUUCCUUGUGGAGUAUUUGGGCUGUGUCGAAGUCUUUGAAUCAAGAGGAAUGGAAGUAUGCGAAGAAGCUUUAAAAACACUUAGGGCUUCACGCCGUAGACCAGUCAGAGCUAUAUUUUACAUAUCAGGAGAUGGACUGCGUGUCGUAGAAGAAGAAACAAAAGGUUUGAUAGUAGAUCAAACAAUUGAAAAAGUUUCGUUCUGUGCCCCGGACCGGAGUCAUGAAAAAGGAUUUUCAUACAUAUGCAGAGAUGGACUGACUCGUCGAUGGAUGUGUCACGGUUUUGUAGCUCUAAAAGAAUCGGGUGACCGAUUAAGUCAUGCUGUUGGAUGUGCUUUUCAAGAAUGUCUGAUAAGAAAAAAUAAACGAGAAGAAGAUUGUUCUGUUACGAUGAACUAUGAUCCAAAAACAUCUGUUUUUACUAGAACUGGCAGUUUUAGAACUCCAUCUUUAACUGAACAACAAUCUGAACCUAAUAUUCCGCUCAAUGCACCACCACAACCACCCCCUUUUCUUCAGUUAAAUAAAGAUAUACCAACAUCAGUAAAACCAUUGCAACAAAACCCUACAACACCAAAAGUUAGCACCAAUGCGAUUGAAAGACCGCAUGCAACACUGUCAAUGUUACAACGACAAGGAUCAUUUCGUGGGUUUACACAACUUAAUCAAGCAUCUCCAUUUAAAAGGCAGUUGUCACUUCGAAUAUCUGAAUUACCUUCUAAUUUGGAGAGAACGAGGUCAAUGAGUCUACAACCAACAGCAAAUUCCCGUACAUCUAAUAAACUUUUACAAAUGAAUACUCCAGUGAGUCCUAUACUUGAAGCUUCUCCUCGAAGUGAAAAACCAAUGUCAACAACAGAUCAAGUAACAGCUAUGUGUCAACAAAUGUCAUUAGAAUUGGCGUUUCUUACAAAUAGUACAGCCAAUGACGAUUUUUCUGAGAAAUUUAAAUCAAACGAUUCAACAAGUAUAGAAAACAAUUCAAAACAAGGCCCGAUUACUGGAAGUGAAGCAUUUCUUGCUAGUAUAUCAAAAAAAUCCACAUUAUCUACAGAAACCCAAAGCAACCCCUCCACUCCAAAACCAGAGAGUCGUAUUAGCCCUCAACAAGACGAAGGCUUUGAUUCAGGUUCCAGUUUAUGGAAUAUUAACAACAAGGCAGUUACACCACCAACACCACCUGCUACUCCUCCAUCGUCACUUCCAAGGCCUGAACAGUGGUUAGGUAAAGUGGCAGCAGUUACAUUACAGUCAAUGGAUCACCAGAUCACACCUAAAAGAAAUCCACAUUUAGUAACACACAGUCGUGCGUUUUCUUUAGACACUGCUGAAGAUGCUUAUCGCACAUUUAAUAUUUCAGCCAAUCCAUUUGACCCUAAUUAUAUUGCCCCAAAACAAAAUACAAAUCCUUUUUUAAGUAGCCCAAUAUCAAAUAGCCAAAGUAAAACUGUAAAAACUUUUGAAGUUCAAAUGUGAUUAAUUCUCAAAAUUAUCGACAUAGAAUAAUAUAAAGUAAAAAUAUAAUUAGAGAAAGUAAAUAUGUGAUUACCAUAAUACUAAGUAAGAUUGGAUUCAGGAUUGUGCAAUUAGUGUUCAAAAUUAAUAUUAACAAAACUUCUUAUUGAUGCUAUUUGAUCUAGUGUAGCUAUCACUAUGUACUAUCUUUGAAAAAAAUCAAAAUUUGAAUUGAUCAAACAAAAUUAUUUGUUAUUAGUACUUCUUUUUUUUAAUAAACAUUUUAUUUUUUUUUCAAUAAUUUAAGUAUUACCAAGUGCAUUUAUAAUAAUACUUUCUAUUUUAUGUUUAAGUAGUAUCCUUAAAAAUAUCUGCUAAAAAAGUUAUUAACUCACAUAAUUUAAAGUUUCAAGAAGUACUUAAAUAAAAUAUAUUUAGUAAGAGUUACACAAUUAUCAAUAAAUAUGGUGGUUAAGCUACAAUUGCAUAAACUAUUAUUAAUAUUUUUUUACAAUUUUCUGUAACUAAACAUAAAACAUAAACCUAAUGUUCAUGCACAAUGAAUUUAAACUAAAUUAUUAAAUAAUAUUCAUAUAUGUUCAUUUGCAACCUAUACAUAUCAAUAUUUUUUUAACGUUAAAAUACUUAGUAUAUUAUAAUAUUUUAUGUUAAAUGUUGUGUUGAUAUAAAUAUUGACAGCUAAGGGUACCUUACUAACGAAUUUGAACUUAUUGCACACAUAUAGCUAAUGGAGAAAAAUUCACUAGUAUAAAAGGUUAUAACUUAUUAACAACUAAUUGAAUCAAAUAGUUAUAUUAAACAAUAAAAAUUGAACAUAUUUCUUAUAUUUACUUAUAAUUACAAAAAGUUAUAAUAUUUCAACUUUUUAUAACUAUUAAUAAUAAAUUAUAUUUAUAUUCUCAUAAUAUAAAACUAUAAAUAGGACAUACAAUUGUAACAUUUGAUUGAAUGAACUUCUAAUAUUGUACGAACCAACUCUAAAUUAGUAAACAAACAGUAUAGAUUCUUAAUCGAGUCCUAAGUAUUUGCUGAUUUUUUUAACCCAAGUAUUAUUUAAUGAUUAUUUAUAACCAUAAGUAUAUAUGUAUAUAAUGUGUAUUUUUCUAAGAUCAAAAUGUUGAUAUAUGUAUUCUUCUAUAUACCUGUUAGAUUGAAAAUGAUUCACCUUGCAUUAAUUUUACCUUUUUAUUGGCACAAGUCUGUAUUUCUGUCGUCUUUACAGUUAUCUUAAUAAUAAUGAUUCAGUUAUUUGCAUCCCUCAUUUUCAUAUAUUAUAUAUAAAUGUUACUUCUUUACUUUCGCUUUUGGUUUAACAAGUCAAACACUUUCACAGUUAUAAAACAACAUAAAACUGUAUUAUGAUUAAAAAAAAAAACGCUUAUAGCCGCGUACUGAAUAGGGAUUGCGUGUUCUGUGAUAUUUGUGUAUU